AGAAAGAAAGCUAAACCCUACCGGAAGAGACUCUACGUACUUGCAACUUAUUAGUUCCCUACCUGCCUCCCUAUUCACCUUCUCUCAAAACUAGCAAGAAAAAUAACGCCUUUUUUUUUUGUGAUCUUAGUUUGCCUUUUUGGUCUUCGAAAAUGGCCUCUGCUAAUGCUCUUUCUUCUGCUUCUGUUCUUUGCACCUCAAAACAGGGGAGUCUGGGUAGGAGGGGAAAUCAGCGCCAGAACCAAAGAGUAAACUAUAGGCAAGGAAAUAGCCGAUUUGGUGUGAGAGCUUGUGCAAAGGAAAUUGCUUUUGACCAGAGCUCCAGGGCUGCUAUGCAAGCUGGCAUUGAUAAGCUUGCUGAUGCUGUUGGCCUUACUCUUGGUCCUAGGGGGAGGAAUGUUGUCUUGGAUGAAUAUGGAAGUCCAAAGGUAGUCAAUGAUGGAGUGACUAUAGCCAGAGCAAUUGAGCUUCCUAAUGCCAUGGAAAAUGCUGGUGCAGCUCUUAUUAGAGAGGUUGCUAGUAAAACUAAUGACUCUGCUGGUGAUGGGACAACUACGGCAUCCGUACUUGCACGGGAAAUAAUCAAACUAGGACUUCUGAGUGUUACCUCUGGUGCUAAUCCAGUCUCAGUAAAGAGGGGUAUCGAUAAAACUGUACAAGGGUUGGUAGAAGAACUCGAAAAGAAGGCCAGGCCUGUUAAAGGUCGUGAUGAUAUCAAAGCUGUGGCUUCUGUUUCUUCUGGAAAUGAUGACCUUAUUGGAACAAUGAUUGCUGAUGCAAUUGACAAAGUUGGACCUGAUGGUGUUUUGUCCAUUGAGUCAUCGUCCUCAUUUGAGACCACAGUUGAUGUUGAGGAAGGAAUGGAGAUUGACAGAGGUUACAUCUCCCCACAAUUUGUAACAAACCCUGAGAAAUUGGUUUGUGAGUUUGAGAAUGCAAGAGUGUUGGUAACUGAUCAAAAGAUUUCAGCUAUAAAAGACAUCAUUCCCCUGUUAGAAAAGGCCACUCAAUUAAGAUCUCCUUUGCUUAUAAUUGCUGAGGAUGUGAGUGGAGAGGCUCUGGCCACACUUGUGGUGAACAAGCUGCGUGGCAUUCUCAAUGUUGCAGCCAUUAAAGCUCCUGGUUUUGGUGAAAGGAGAAAAGCUCUCCUUCAAGAUAUUGCCAUUCUGACUGGUGCUGAGUUCCAAGCUAGUGAUUUGGGUUUGCUCGUGGAGAAUACCUCAGGUGAGCAGCUUGGUAUAGCCAGAAAGGUGAUCAUUACCAAGGAUUCGACUCAACUAAUUGCUGAGGCAGCCUCAAAGGAUGAGAUACAAACUAGGGUGGCACAACUAAAAAAAGAGCUAGCUCAGACAGAUUCUGUCUAUGAUUCAGAAAAAUUGGCAGAAAGGAUUGCCAAGCUAUCUGGUGGUGUUGCAGUCAUUAAGGUGGGGGCUGCAACAGAGACUGAACUUGAGGAUCGUAAGCUACGGAUUGAAGAUGCGAAGAAUGCUACAUUUGCUGCCAUAGAGGAAGGAAUUGUGCCUGGUGGUGGUGCUGCAUUAGUUCAUCUUUCAAGUUGUGUUCCUGCAAUUAAGGAGAAGCUUGAAGACGCAGAUGAGCGCUUGGGAGCUGACAUUGUGCAGAAGGCUCUGGUUGCACCAGCUUCGUUGAUAGCUCAAAAUGCAGGAAUGGAAGGUGAGGUGGUGGUGGAGAAGGUGAAGAGUAGUGAAUGGGAGGUUGGUUACAAUGCUAUGACAGACAAAUUUGAGAACUUGCUGGAGGCUGGAGUUAUUGACCCAGCAAAGGUAACAAGAUGUGCUCUGCAGAAUGCUUCUUCAGUUGCAGGAAUGGUCCUUACCACUCAGGCCAUUGUUGUUGAGAAGCCCAAGCCAAAGGCUUCUGCCGCCGCUGCUCCAUCAGGUCUUGCUGUAUAAUGAGUAGGAUAUAUGCGCUCAUUAGGUUUUCUGAAGAUGAAGAGCAGUAUUCUUGCCGUGAAUCACAAGAAAAUGCCAAAUGAAUAGAGAUUGUCCUUGUAAGAAAAUUUUCCUUUUAUUUUUGUUUUUCUCUUGUAUGGACUAAUAACGAAACAGCUUUAUCUUGGGAUUUGCGAAAAUAUAAAGCUUACGAUUCAUGCUUACAAACAUACAA
Molecule: messenger RNA, 2127 nt
Organism: Gossypium raimondii (Peruvian cotton)
Lineage: Eukaryota; Viridiplantae; Streptophyta; Magnoliopsida; Malvales; Malvaceae
Product: ruBisCO large subunit-binding protein subunit alpha
Exons: 8
Coding region: 153-1913 (586 amino acids)
Biological process (GO): protein refolding
Molecular function (GO): ATP binding; ATP-dependent protein folding chaperone
Source: RefSeq, a predicted model, not a curated record